Molecule: messenger RNA, 780 nt
Organism: Medicago truncatula (barrel medic)
Lineage: Eukaryota; Viridiplantae; Streptophyta; Magnoliopsida; Fabales; Fabaceae
Product: probable protein phosphatase 2C 68
Exons: 2
Coding region: 244-774 (176 amino acids)
Biological process (GO): protein dephosphorylation
Molecular function (GO): protein serine/threonine phosphatase activity
Source: RefSeq, a predicted model, not a curated record
AUGGUUCGUGGCGUGUUAAAGGCUUCAUUACGGUAAUUUUUUGUUUUUCUUUUAAUCAAUUUAGAUAGAGUUAUUGUUUGAUUUGAUAUUGGUUGUAAUGUUUUCUUGUAUAUUGAUUAGGUAAGUAGAGCUAUUGGUGAUGCAUAUCUGAAGAGGUCUGAAUUUACUUUGCGCGAAUCAUUCCCCAAAUUGGAAAUAGUUCCGGAACCCUUUACAAGAGGUGUGCUAUCAGCAGAACCAGAGAUGCAUACUAGAGUUUUAACAGAUAAUGAUCAGUUUAUUAUAUUUGCUUCUGAUGGACUUUGGGAUUUCUUGUCAAAUAAAAAAGCUGCUGAAAUUGUUCAAAAGAAUCCUAGAAAUGGAAUUGCGAAAAGGCUUCUGAGUACCGCUCUAGCGGUAGCUGCUAAAAGAAGGAAGGUUACCUAUAGGAAGAUUCAGGCCGCUGCUACGGGACGCAACAAUGUGAGCCGGAGGUCUUUUCAUGAUGAUAUAAGUGUGAUUGUGGUGUUCUUGGACAAAACGUCGUUUCCGAGGCAGCCUGUACUUAAUUUGUCCUACACAGGCUCAUCUGACAGGCCUGUACAAUCAGAUUUUGCACAAUUUGGAUUAACCACUUCAAGGCUGGAUUCAAUGAGGCAUCGGAGUCUGAAGGAUAUUAUCCAGUUUGAAUCAGGUUCAUCACAUGCAUCUAGCUCUCAGGGCCCUCGGACUCCUCUGGCUCUGAACCCUCAAACCCUUGAGGGCGAGAGUUCUCGGGCUCAGAGCAAUCGGUAGAAUCUC